This is a messenger RNA of Neocloeon triangulifer, 787 nucleotides long. RefSeq names its product histone H3. Bases 6 to 416 code for a protein of 136 amino acids. The record is from RefSeq and is a predicted model, not a curated record. NCBI's taxonomy places the organism in Eukaryota, Metazoa, Arthropoda, Insecta, Ephemeroptera, Baetidae. The transcript has a single exon. Gene Ontology annotation, cellular component: nucleosome. Gene Ontology annotation, molecular function: DNA binding; structural constituent of chromatin; protein heterodimerization activity.
UCACCAUGGCCCGUACGAAGCAAACCGCCCGCAAGUCGACCGGAGGAAAGGCCCCUCGCAAGCAGCUGGCCACCAAGGCAGCCCGCAAGAGCGCCCCUGCCACCGGAGGAGUCAAGAAGCCCCAUCGCUACAGACCCGGCACGGUCGCCCUCCGCGAGAUCCGUCGCUACCAGAAGAGCACCGAGCUGCUGAUCCGCAAACUGCCCUUCCAGCGCCUCGUCCGUGAAAUCGCCCAGGACUUCAAGACCGACCUGCGCUUCCAGUCGAGCGCCGUCAUGGCCCUGCAGGAGGCCAGCGAGGCCUACCUGGUCGGCCUCUUCGAGGACACCAACCUGUGCGCCAUCCACGCCAAGCGCGUCACCAUCAUGCCCAAGGACAUUCAGCUGGCCCGCCGCAUCCGCGGAGAGCGUGCUUAAGCUUCAUGCUAACCACCGUUAAAUCGGCCCUUUUCAGGGCCACCACUCAAAUCCAGUGAAAUUUCUGAGCAAUGAAAUUUUAAUAACUAUAAUAACCUCAAUACCAUAGACAGAAAAAAGUAAAAUAUUAACCGCAGUACCCUUUAUUCCCUUGUCAGAGAAGAGACCCAUUGAGACUGCUUGCUUGAGAUCAUUGGUAUUUGUAGGUCUUGAGUCUCGACGGGUCUCAGAAACUUAGUAACUUUAUCAUCGCUUAUGUUACACAUCGGUCCUAGUGGGUUUUGGAACCAUAUAGGCUAAUAUUUUUUUUUAUUAUGCAAUAUUAUUUUGUUUGAAUUCAUUUUAGUUUUGAUGUAUCAUAAAGUCAACUU